This is a messenger RNA of Arachis ipaensis, 1326 nucleotides long. The record is from RefSeq and is a predicted model, not a curated record. Lineage: Eukaryota; Viridiplantae; Streptophyta; Magnoliopsida; Fabales; Fabaceae.
ACAAAAUUUGGGAUAGGCAAAUAGAUCAGAAGUUGUUCCAAAUGGACAACAAGGAUACAGAGUUCUUGAAAUAUUCAUCAAAUAUAUAUAUUUUAGGACGGCCAACCUAGCCGAGGAAUCAUAUAUAUAGCCAUAGGUUAUGGUUUACAGCUAUAUGCACAAUUACACACACACCAAUUCAUACGUAGAAUAAUGCUCCAAAAUCAAGCCUUAAUAUUCAAUAUGAAUGAUGAACAUUAUCAUCGUUUGCUCCUCUUUAUAAUGGUAGUGAUCGUAUCCGCUGCGCCUAACCUACAAUCUUGUGAUGGUGGAAAGAUAAUGAUGGAAUACAUAGGAGCAACAGGGGCACAAGUAACAUUCAAUUCAGUUCCAAUAGAAGAAGGGAUUGAUUUCCAUUUCAUUCUUGGGUUCGCCAUUGAUGCAGACGCUUCCGGCAAUGCCCAAAACGGAAAGUUUUCGGCAUAUUGGACGGAAUCGUUGACACCCGAAUCUGUUGCAGCCAUUAAGGCACGCCAUACCAAUGUCAAAGUCUUGGCUAGCCUCUCUGGUUGGAGUCUGCACGACAAAGUCAUACGUUGGUAUGACCCAAAAGACACUCACCUAUGGAUUUCAAAUGCAUUCUCAUCUCUAAGGUCUUUAGCACUCACUUACCACCUUGAUGGCAUAGACAUUGACUAUGAAGUUUUCCCAAGAAAUAAAAACUAUACUAGUUUUGCUUAUUGUGUUGGUGAGCUCAUAACUCUUCUGAAGAAACAUAGUGUUAUUUCUGUGGCCACUAUUGCUCCCUAUCACCUAACUGUUGAAGCCUAUAUGGAACUCUUCAAAGGUUACAAUAAUGUUAUUGAUUAUGUUAACCAUCAAUUCUAUACCGACAAAGUUUUGACUCCUCAAAGGUACUUAGAAGAUUUUAAUAUUCGAGUAACGCAAUUUGAUAGGAAUAAGUUGCUUCCUAGCUAUGAAGUCAAUGGAAGGGGUAUUCAGGGGGAUGCAUUUUUUGGAACUCUGAGUUUGUUGCAAGAAAAUGGAUUUGAGGUCGGAGGCAUUAUGAUCUUCUCAGCCGAUGCAUCUUCUUCCAACAACUAUUUAUAUGAGAGAAGAUCACAAGCAUUUUUGCUCAACUCUACCGCUACAUGAAGGAUAAAAUAAAGAAAAAGUUGAGUUAUAUAUUUAUGCCUGCGGACCAAAGGAAAGAUCAUGAGUUCCAUGAUUGAGAGACAUUAGUUUAGUCCAAUUCUCCUGUUUUUUAAAAGGGAGCUACUCAGAUAAAUAAAGACGUCUAAAUCGUUGUUUUUUAAAGAUGUUUUCUAGUAAUUAAAAUUUAAUACA